This is a messenger RNA of Corticium candelabrum, 1896 nucleotides long. Its product is annotated as platelet endothelial aggregation receptor 1-like. Gene Ontology annotation, molecular function: scavenger receptor activity. The coding region runs from base 913 to 1896 and encodes 327 amino acids. The transcript has 7 exons. The record is from RefSeq and is a predicted model, not a curated record. NCBI's taxonomy places the organism in Eukaryota, Metazoa, Porifera, Homoscleromorpha, Homosclerophorida, Plakinidae.
AGUACGCCCAACGUUACAAAAUCCACAGAUACCAAACCAAUAGUAUAGACAAUUGCAUCUGAAAGUCAAGUCGUUUGCGGCAGAUCAUUUUGCUGGAAUCGCGGAUGCGUGUUGAUGUCACAACAGAAAUAGCAGAGGAUCUGAAUCAACAGGAAUGCAGCUACUGAAUACCAACUGGUAGUGUCCUCCUCUGCCCUAUCGUUCCAAGUUUCCGUACGAAACAAUGUUCAAACUGCAUGGAAAUGUGUCACUGCGAUAACUAUAGUUACAGCAGACUGAACACGUUACGAAUACGAUAGGAUUGACAAGAUGGUCUUGUGCAAACACGAAAACAAACUUGUGCUAUUUGCGUUCCAAACUGGAUAUCAAUAAACAGCAGCUUGUGUGUGUAGUUGGAAAUCAUUAAGAAAACAGCCUGCAUUAAGCUAAGUACUUCUGCAGGUGGUAAAAGUGGAAAUAUGAGUAAUGUAUUGCACCUAUAACCCUUGCAUAUUACGUUUCUGGAAACGAUUGUCAUAAAUAUAAUCCAAGAGACUUCCAAGUCGAUGCAAACAGAAAGCAAUAAAGAUGUGAUUGGAGGAGGGUGAUAAACGCAACGCCCACAAGCCAUCCAAAGCAACCUACACAAGAGAAGUCCCGAUCUUACUCAGAGCUCAGUUGUUUAGCGACAUCCCUGCAGUUCAUUCCGGUGGAAGUGCAGCUGGCUACUUUUCUCGCUCCGCAGUCGUUGCAUCCCAGCCGGGGUAAUUCCACAAAGACACAGCUACAUAGGCAUUAUGAUCUAUUUGUUGCGUGCAAAGACAUUGGGUUUUUGUUAACAGGAUCUUGAAAUUUCUGCUUUAGCAAGCUCUCAGUUUUGAGCUUCAUCGGCUACCCUAUCAGCUGGAAAUCAGAGAAGACGCUUGAGUGAAAAUGAGAAGUUACACGUUGUUACUCUUGGCUUGCUGUGUUGUCAACAUCACUUUGGCAGCUCUAGUGUGUAACUCACGCUGUGGCACCGGUAUAUAUCACACAGCCGGUUCUUGUCAGUCUAGCGGACAUUGUCUCUGCUGGUGGGGAUUCACUGGACCGAAUGCAGUAUACAUUGUCAAUGGAAAUCUACACCAUCGGAUCCUGGCUGACCACUGUACGGUUGCAUGUACUUACAAUCAAGCCUACUACAACAAGCAAUGUGCUAGUCUUCCAGGGACCAGCACAGCAGCACCACAGACUACGACAACAGCGCCACAGACUACGGCAGCAGCACCACAGACUACCACAACAGCACCACAGACUACCACGGCAGCACCACAGACUACCACGGCAGCACCACAGACUACCACGGCAGCACCACAGACUACCACGGCAGCACCACACACUAGCAUAGCAGCAUCUGAGACUGUGUGUCCUACAUUCACGUUUGAUGCUAUGUGCUCUCAGACGUGUAACUGUUCGUCGAAUUCUGUCUCUUGUAAUAAUGUCAGUGGCCAGUGUAACUGUGUACCGGGCUACAAAGGAUUACGAUGUGAAGAAGCGUGUCCCGAGGGUUUGUUUGGUCAUGCGUGUGGUCAGCAGUGUACGUGUCAGAAUGGAGCCGAAUGUGAUCACGUGACUGGAAACUGUAGCUGUACAGCUGGAUGGACGGGAAAUGAUUGCGAUGAUGAGUGUCCAGAGGGAACGUUCGGCUCUGACUGCUUGAUGGAAUGUUCUUGCUUAAAUGGAGCGAGGUGUGACAGAGAGGACGGAAUUUGUUUGUGUACCCCAGACUACACGGGUGCCAACUGUGAAACACAUACAACAUAUGACACUCUUCCAUCUCCAUCGUCAUCACCUCAAGUUGAAAAUUCCUGCUUAUCUUCGUUCUGUCUAAACGGUGGGUCAUGUGAAGUGCAACUUGGCUCACCCAUCUGCACGUAA